Molecule: messenger RNA, 8149 nt
Organism: Dromaius novaehollandiae (emu)
Lineage: Eukaryota; Metazoa; Chordata; Aves; Casuariiformes; Dromaiidae
Gene: ADAM12
Product: ADAM metallopeptidase domain 12
Exons: 23
Coding region: 193-2976 (927 amino acids)
Biological process (GO): proteolysis
Molecular function (GO): metalloendopeptidase activity
Source: RefSeq, a predicted model, not a curated record
UUCCCCUCCCUAAGAAAGCAAAGCCCAACUCAUCAGCAGCUCAUGCAGGAGCAGGAGGGGUUUUGGAGUUAACUGCAUGCAGGAAAUCUCUCACAUCCUGAGUCCCAGCUCGCUCCUCUCUGUAACUGUAUAUUAUGGUGCUGCUCUCCAGCCCCAGCUGAUGAAAGUUUGUCUCCUUCAGUCUGGGCUAAGAUGUCAAAGCGUCUCCAUGCAGAGCAGCAGCGCUUCCCUCCUCCGCACCCCCCGGCCCAGAUUUUCAUGCUGCUGCUGAGCCUCAGCUGGCUCUUUUUAGCAUCAUCCAGAGCUCAAGGAGAGAAUGUGGACAGUAAAUUGCAAUCCUCAAGACAACAGAUGCCAAAGGACCCGUCAAAAGAUUAUGAAAUAAUAAUUCCCCACCUUUUGAAUGGAGAACAGUGGAGACCAGUAAAUGGCGUUUAUUCAAAGAAUCACCCAGCACUGCUGCAGUUUGUGAUACAAGCUGGAAGUGAACAACUACUCAUCAAUCUGGAGCGAAAUGAGGGCCUGUUAGCCAGCAGCUUCACAGAAACGCACUAUCUGCAGGACGGCACCGACGUGGUCCUCGCGCGCAAUCACACGGGUCACUGCUAUUACCACGGCAAUGUACGAGGGUACCCGGAUUCUGCAGUCAGUCUCAGUACCUGCUUUGGACUCAGGGGAAUUAUUGUAUUUGAAAACAAAAGCUACAUUCUGGAGCCAUUAGAAGGUGCUGCGGGUGAACACAAGAUCUACCCAUCAGAGAACUUGAAAAUUGCCCCAGGAUCUUGUGGCCACCAUUUGGACCUUUCUGCCCUGAGGGCUGAUGACACACCACACCGUUCUCAAACAUCUGCUGGCAGGUACAAGAGGGAGACUCUGAAGACAACAAAGUAUGUGGAGCUUGUUAUUGUGGCAGAUAAUCGCGAGUUUCAGAGACAAGGCAAGGACGUAGAAAAAAUUAAGCAGAGGCUGAUAGAAAUUGCAAACUAUGUUGAUAAGUUUUAUAGGCCACUAAAUAUUCGAGUAGCCCUGGUUGGCGUGGAAGUAUGGAAUGACAUGGAUAAGUGCUCUAUUUCUCAAGACCCUUUCACUAGCCUCCAUGAGUUUCUGGACUGGAGAAAGCUAAAACUACUACCUCGUAAACCUCAUGACAAUGCACAGCUAAUAAGUGGGGUGUACUUCCAAGGGACUACCAUUGGCAUGGCGCCCAUAAUGAGCAUGUGCACUGCAGAGCAGUCUGGCGGGGUUGUCAUGGAUCAUUCAGAAAACCCUCUAGGUGCAGCAGUUACCCUGGCUCACGAACUGGGUCACAAUUUUGGAAUGAAUCAUGAUACCUUGGAGAGGGGCUGUAACUGCAAAGCAUCUACGGAGAAAGGCGGUUGCAUCAUGAACCCCUCUACUGGCUAUCCAUUUCCCAUGGUAUUCAGUAGCUGCAGUAGAAAGGACCUGGAAAACAGCCUGGAAAAAGGAGUGGGAAUGUGUCUGUUUAACUUGCCCGAAGUCAAGGAGUCAUUUGGUGGACAGAAGUGUGGGAAUGGCUAUGUGGAAGACGGAGAGGAAUGUGACUGUGGGGAGCCUGACGAAUGCACCAACCAGUGCUGUAACGCAACUACCUGUGCUUUGAAGCCAGGAGCAGUGUGUGCCCAUGGGCUUUGCUGUGAAGAUUGCCAGUUAAAACCAGCGGGGAUUUCUUGCAGAGAGUCAAGUAAUUCCUGUGAUCUGCCCGAGUUCUGCACUGGCGCCAGCCCUCACUGCCCGGCUAACGUCUACUUGCACGACGGACACGCUUGCCACGGCGUGGAUGGCUACUGCUACAACGGCAUAUGCCAGACCCACGAACAGCAGUGCAUCACUCUCUGGGGCCAAGGUGCGAAACCUGCUCCUGGGAUCUGUUUUGAGAGAGUCAAUUCUGCAGGAGAUCCUUACGGCAACUGUGGCAAAGACUCCAAGAGCUCCUUUGCUAAAUGUGAACCCAGAGAUGCUAAGUGUGGAAAAAUUCAGUGUCAAGGGGGAGCAAAUCGACCUGUGAUUGGUACCAAUGCUGUCUCCAUAGAAACUAAUAUCCCGCUUCAGGAAGGGGGAAAGAUCCUGUGCCGGGGUACCCACGUGUACUUGGGGGAUGACAUGCCGGAUCCGGGUCUUGUGCUGUCAGGAACCAAGUGCGCGGAUGGAAAAAUUUGUCUUAAUCGCCGAUGCCAGAAUACGAGUGUUUUUGGUGUGCAUAAAUGUGUAACAAAGUGCCAUGGACGUGGAGUCUGCAACAAUAAAAAAAACUGUCACUGUGAAGCUGACUGGGCCCCCCCAUACUGUGACAAGCCAGGCUUUGGUGGCAGCAUGGACAGUGGACCAAUUAGGCAAGCAGAUAAUAAGAGUUUAACCAUAGGAGUGUUGAUAACGAUUCUGUGCCUUAUUUUUGCUGGGUCAAUCAUGUACCUGAAAAGGAAGACUUUCAUGAGAUUGCUGUUUACAAGUAAAAAGACAACAAUAGAGAAACUAAGGUCUGUGAGGCCAGCAAGACCUGCCAAUUCAUCUGAGCCUAAUCAUGUUCAUUCCACAUCUCUCAGUAAAAAUCUGAUCAUGAAGCCACAAAAUACAAACGUGCAAAAGAGAGACGGGCCAAGAAGAUUGCUGCCCUAUCAGAUCGUUGACAUUAGUAACCCUGUGAAGACACAGGAUUUACCACAAUUAAAAACUCCACAGCGAGUCCUACCACCCCUUCCCCAGCUGCCAUGUCAUCUGACUGUGCCCGAAAGGCCCUUGCCAGCUACCCCUUCCCUUCGGUUUGCCCAGGAAACCCACAAACCAAACCCUCCUCGGAAGCCUCUACCUGCAGAUCCUCUGAACAAAACCCGUUACAACAGUGCCUGCACACCGGCGCCUGGACAGACAAAAGCUCUGCCUCAAAUUACUCCAGUAAGACCUGCUCCUAAACAUCCCCCACAGGUACCCAGGUCCAGCAACACUGCUGAUGUGAAAUGACUCGAAAACCUGACACCUUUAUUUUAAAAAAGUGAAGACAGAAGUUUGCACUAUCUUUAAACUCCAGCUGGAGUUCAUUUUUAUGACAUUACUUAGAAUUUUUAAUGUUUAAAACAGCAUAAUUUUUAAGAAUUCUGAGCUACUGCCUUUGGUGCUGUGCUGUGCUAUGGUGCUCUGUAUACUUGCUCAGGUACUUGUAAAUUAUUAAUUUAUGUUGAAUAUUUAUUACAGUGCAGUGCACUGUAGUAGAUAUUUUUACCAUAGCUGAGUUUUCCUAAGAAGGAAGCCUUUUUUUGUAAUAUUUUAGUGAACUUGAAUAAUUCUGCUUUAUUGGUCCUAUGUAGAGUGUUUAGUUUUGAUCUAUUCUUUAUGGAGUACUGAUACUCAUGGAUAAAUCAAAUGUAUAAACAACUCCAUCUCAAUGGUUUAUAACAAACUUUUUAAUAAGUACAUCAGGGUAAAACAUCUUUUCUGGAACACCGUGAAAUGCCCGAUAUCUGCACAGAUGUAUAGCAUGUGUAUUAACCAGAGUGACACUCGCCGUUAGCAGCUAUACUGUAGUUUCAAUUCUCAUGUUACUGUUUGAAACUGUCGAGAAAUCUGUGCUAAAAGAGGAUGUAUUGAUUUUUGACAAGUUCUCUUACUGAAGAAGUACUGUAUAUCAUAAAACUAUUUUGUAACCUCAUUUUCCUUGAACACAGUAUGGUUAGUACAUAUUAAUGCAGAUAUCAGGCCUUCCAGUGUCAUUACAUUUUUUGAUGCAUUGGUAAUUAAAAUCAAUCUAUACUACGUAAGGUUGUAGCAUCUCACUAUGUUGUCUAGCUGUACUGUUUAGACUACAUGACAUUACACCUAGGAGAAGGGGGAAAGCCAAGCAUUACAAAGAAUUACACUUUAAAAAGCAACUAGUAUUUCUUUUGCCUCAUUGCUCUGCUUGUCAACUGUAUUUUGCAUAUUUACUACUGUUUUGUAUUUAACUUCUCAAAUAUUGUUCUGGGUUUCAUACUUUUCAAAUCAAAGUACAUACUUUAGUACAUGGAUAUUCUAGGACGCAGAAAAAAAAUCUCCAUCUCUCUUUACUAUACACAUUAUAUCUCGUCUCUUCUGUACCUUCUCAGUAGCACUGCUGAAUAAAGUUGUUUCAUAUAUGCUGUAAUAAAAGCAAUUUUCAAAUAUCAAUUAAAAUAGAGGGAUCAGGAACUAUUACCUUGCAUAGGUUAGUUUCCUAGUUGUUUGUAGUUUUUUUCUUUAAGCAAAAAUAAAAGCAUUGAUAGAAACUUGGAUCUCAUUUCAGUAAGUGUAAUUGUAUUUAGUUUUCCUAGAAAUAUAGCAGUCAUGUUUAUGGAUAAAGUCAAUAAACCAAAAUAAACCAUAGUAUAGUUUGUUAUUUAAUAGCAAAAUAAAAUUAAAAUUUGCUUCACAAAGCAACCAUAAUAGAAAACACCAGUGCAUUUUGUACUAUAUGGAGAAUUACUACAAUAGCAGGAUGUUAAUUCAUCCUAGGCUUGGCAGUGUAGUUGAAAACAAAAUUUCCAGGUGAUAUGAGAACAUUCAGAUGAUGCUUUUUAGGUAUGUGAGAUAUUUGCAUUUAAAACAUUUUAACUUCUGCCAGCAGUAGCUUUGUAUCUAAAAUUGGGGGGGGGGGGGCAUCUCACUACACAGCAGAAGUGAAUGAUCUCAUUUCUUUUGUUUGAACAGGCCAUUUUUAAAAUGCCAAAUAAUUAUGCUGUAUCCACAUAUUUCUGAAAACACUUGUAAGAGAUUCUUAAAUCGCAAGGUGAAAUUGUAAGUAGUAUGAGUGUGAAAUUAGUUGAUGAGAAAGUUUUUCAUAUCUGUUUGCAUCUAAAGCUAGUGCCAUUAAAUUUACUGAGGUUAAACUUAGGUAAGACUUAGCACAAGUAUAUUAGGGCAAUUAAUAAUUAGAAAGCUGGGGCAUGAAACCUAUUUUAUUAUACAGAAAUACCCAUAUACGGCACUGAACCCUAUUCCCUAAAAUUACAAGGAGCCAUCUAACCCAUAUUUAAUCCAGAACGGUCCACAGACCAGCCAUUCUGGGAACUGAGCACACAAAAGCUGGAAAGCUUCUCAGGUGAUGCUGAACACCCGCUGGACAUACGGACCAGGGCCUGUUCUCCACUCCCUUCCCCCAGAAGAAGAAACACCAAAGAGACACAAAUAAUUUUUCACGUAUGGAGGAAGACAGCAAAAGAGUGAUUGAUACAGGGGACAUCACUAAGUGUCCUCCAUCCCAGCCACAGUGGAAUUUUUAGAUUAAACUGCCUAGAUGGUCUUAUUAAGUGGCUUGUAUCCCUCGAAGAGCCCUGUAGCUGCAAUUAGUACAUGCCUGAGCUUUUGAAGCGCACAAGCAUCAACACGGGCUGCCCAGCAGUGUCUUACCUGCCAUUGCUAGCGAAGGGCAAAGCUCAGCCGUUCUUCAAAGGAUGAGGAGUGAGCGGCUGGGGCUUCUCCGGCUGACCAGCAGAAGCCCUGAGGCAACACGGCAUCAUUAACAAAAUACCCUUUUACUGUCUCUAACGAGUCUUCUCUCUCCCCAGAGAAAGAUCUGAAAAACAUGUUUAACCAAGCUGUGAACUAACUACUAAAACCCGCUCAAUAAGCAGAAAAGUAUAUGUCAAAUUUAUUAACUAUUAACGCUUUUCUAAAUUAAACAGCUGAAGCAUAUGUAUGCAAUGACUUGGAAGGUAGUUUCAUAGUUACGAGUGUGAGAUUAUGUGUAUAUAUUAUCUAAUGGAGUUCCUAGCUUAUGUUAUACAUGGAUAAAGCUAGAGAUUUUUAUACCUUUUGAAAAAAAUCCUAAUUCCUUACCUGAAACAAAAAACAAACUGAAAACAUCCUGAGAAAUGACUACUAUGACUUGAAACGAACAGAUGGUAGUUACUGACACACAAGCCGAAUUUUAUUUUUAAAGCAAAACUGAGGAGGAGGUAUGAUGUAUAGCACAGUCAUAUAAUCUGGAAUCCUUGCAAUUAGCAUAUAUGCAAAUUUAUUUAUACAUACUCAGAUGCAAAAUUCUACAGGCAGAAAAAAUCUGUAGCUUUUGCAGAUUUAAAAAACUCCAUCAACUAGUUCUUUCAUUUUUAGUUCAAAUUUUUCCCCGGAAUGGGAGUAGUAGAUGGUGGUGUCAGUUGUGUUUUUUUUAAUAUAUAUGUAAAAUUAGUGAUUAGACAUGCAGAUUUCAGGCAAAAUUCCGUUCUGAAAACCAGAUGAAUGGUUUUACAUUUUUAAAGACAGUCUAAGCAAAUUCCCACGGGAUACAUCAGGAUGUGAAAUUUCAACAUUUGCUACUCUAUGGUAGCUGCUCAUUGUACGUACCUGUGGUAUCAAAUAAGUGCUGUCAACACAGGCUUUAAGGGCUGUCGUAACAUGUACAUCUACCUCUAUGCUCAAUAAACUUUUUAACUUUUAAAUUACCUUUAGCAAUUAAGAUGCAUCAGCCUUUAAAUAAUACUUAAUCUUUUCUGGAGUUCCAUUUCUCUUCUUGAGAGAGAUCUUCUGAACAGAAUGUCACUGAACAUGCUGACGGCGCUUGCUGUCUUCUCCUUCCACACACACAUCUCAGCCUCCUGCCUACUCAACAUGAGACAAUGCAGUUCCUGAUCUAGAUAAGUCCCCCUUUCAGAGGCAAAGAAAGGACAUAACAUGCUCCCUAAAGCAGUGCAUAAAAAUGCUAUUAUGCUAAUCAAUAGAACAGUAAUUACAAGUCACCAUAAUGAGAAAUGAAUAAAUAGGCAAAAUAAAAGGCAAAUGGCAUGUUUACCUUCCUUCUCCCCCAUCAAAUCUCUGUUUUUUGUUUUCCCAGAUUUUUUUUUCAAUAGCUGUCAGUUAUCAGAGAGCAGCAACAUUUUUUAAGUUCAUGGUGUCCCUUUUCAAAGGCUCAAAAUAUUCAACAGAUACAUAUUUCUUUUUUUAGUUUCAAUUCUGAUUUCUUCUGAUCAUUUGCGUAUGUAAUAUUCUCUUUUACUAACUUCUAAUUAUAGUACUUUAUUUUUAAUUUAACUAUAAAUUGCAACUCAAUUCCAUUCAUUCUCUGCAACAUAAUUUUGUUCAUUCUCUGCAACAUAAUUUUAUAAACUCAGUAAUGCUAAAACUCAUUCUACGCACAGACCAUCCUUCCAGAUAACUAUACUACACGUUGCCAAAAGACAAAGCUGCCCCCAUACACUAGCAUCCAUUUUUACAAAACACUGUUAAAUGAGAGCGAAGCAUUAACAAAUUGGAGCAUAUAGAAAUAAGAGUUUUAAAAGCUUGAAAUUCAGUUAGUGCAGAGGUAGAAUCCCCAACAGCAUCAUGAUGACAAAGAUAAACAUUUCUCUUCCAUUCCCCUCUCUUGCUUUUCUUUUUACAAAUCAGAUGGUGUUCUGGCUUUAGGUUUACUCAUUUGCACAAUGGUUGCUUAUGGGGCUUUGAAAGGAAAGCAGUAUGCAGGUAGUGUGUGUCUGUACAAAAGAAAAAUGAAUUUUUAUCUCUUUAUUACAUGUCCUACUUUUACAUAUCUGAAUUUAUAUCCUUUAACAUACCUAUGACUACGCAUCUUUCCAAAAUAAAGUCACCUGUGCACAAGAGGUGCAUCAGCGUAAGCAAAAUUUUAUGUAUUUUUUAAAUAAAACAUGAAGAAGAGACCCAUGACUGUACACAAUCAAACUAAGAGAAGGAACAGAAAUAUUUUAGAAACGCGUUAAAGCAGCAUAUCUAAAAAUACAAAGCAUAUUUUCAUGUGGAAAAAAUGCUGUUGUUAAAAAAAAAAAAAAAAAGAUGUAGCUGUGGUAAGUAAUUUUAACUGUUUAAGAUGUCACUACAGACUGCUUGGCUCAGUAUGAACACAGACGAGUCAUAUAAACCAACAUACUAUUUUUAUGAACCAUUCAUUUAUAAUACUUAAACUUCAACUUGCUAACUUUUCAAUCUUUGCUAUGUAACAGGUUUUACCAACAUAAGAGGUUUUUACUUAUGUAUGCAUUUCUUACAGAAUCUUCCAUUCAAAGGUGCUUCACGUGAACACAGUCUCGUAAUUCAAUAGCUGAACAAUCUGCUUAUUGUUAAGUACUAUCUCUCAAUAAAUAUGUUCUUAAUUAUAUUUGGUUUUGCCUAUUAAUUACCCAAAUUGUUAAUAAAAUGCAAGCAUUUCCUCAAAAUAUAUCAUGCUAAGAGAUAA